CUCUGUGUCUGAAACCAGAGGUAGAAAAUGGGAAGCUGUCUGAGGAUAAAGAUCUGUUUGUUGAGUCUGAAAAUGUCACCAUCCGGUGUGACUCUGGCUACGGUGUGGUCAACUCUCAGAACAUCACCUGCUCUGCAAACAGAACCUGGUACCCUGAGGUGCCCAAGUGUGAGUGGGAAGUCCAUAAUGGCUGUGAGCAAGUGGUAGAAGGCAGCAAACUCAUGCAGUGUCUCCCAAGCCCCGCGGACGUGAAAAUGGCCCUGGAGGUGUACAAACUGUCUCUGGAGAUUAAACGACUCAAGCAAGAGUAAGACUUGAAGAGGAACACCCGUUAGAAAUCAG
Messenger RNA from Myotis lucifugus (little brown bat), 342 nucleotides. Its product is annotated as C4b-binding protein alpha chain-like. The record is from RefSeq and is a predicted model, not a curated record. The annotation marks the transcript as partial. The transcript is spliced from 2 exons. Lineage: Eukaryota; Metazoa; Chordata; Mammalia; Chiroptera; Vespertilionidae.